Molecule: messenger RNA, 962 nt
Organism: Desarmillaria tabescens
Lineage: Eukaryota; Fungi; Basidiomycota; Agaricomycetes; Agaricales; Physalacriaceae
Exons: 1
Coding region: 148-606 (152 amino acids)
Source: RefSeq, a predicted model, not a curated record
UUGAGUGGCCACCUUUGCUAAUACAGCUUAGGCAGAAUGGCGAAGGGGCGACAUUGGUGGUCCGGGGUGUGAAUCACGGUCGAUUUAACGCUGACCUCUUUAAGUCUGACUCGCAUGCCACUCAACCCAUAGAUACUCCAUGUGUCCAUGCCCCGCAAUCAUUCAAGAGUUUUACCAUUCCUUCGCCCUCGACCUCAGCUGCACCCAGAUGCAAAAAAUCCGACAUCGAUGCCACCUGAGAUUUGUACUGCCCAAGAUGUAGCCCAUCGGCCUAUCUCCUGCCGACCAGACUCUAUCCUCCUCCCAAGGCUGAUCGAAUUCCUCGUCGGACUGGUCAAUAGCCUCGAUAUCGCUGGCGUGUCUUGUCGGGAUGCCUCGGAAAGUAUGGAAAUGAUGUCUUUCCGAGGCGAAGAGGACGUGAGCGAGUAUGCCUAUGAGGUCUUUUCAGCUAUACAUUCUAUUGUUCGGGCUAUUGCUGGUCCCAUCGGUGCGGUCCGUCAGCAUGUCGAGGAAACUACGACCUUGCAAUUACCGACGAACGGGGUGCCCAUCCAAGUCUGUUCUGCCAACGAUAAGGCUUAUUAUAUAUGGCUGUAUGCGGAGUAAGCCAUUCAGUCUUGACGCGACAAGGAAGCAAACUGGCGCCAAGGCUCUGGCUGUGAAAGUUUGUGUUUUAUCGAAGUAAUCAUUUUCUUCGUCGCUAUCUCACUCCGAAGCCUAUGCCGCUUGCGCUGCAAAUGGCGACCGCAAAAAGCAGAGUAUGGGUUUUGCUUUGCGGGAUACAUCGUUAAUUUGGCACAACUGAGUGGGUUUUUCUAAAUUUCCCGGUCUUUCAGUUGAUUUACCUGCCAUUUCUAAUCCUCUCUCCCGAUCCUGCUCCUUUCGCUCGUUUUCAAACUCCAAAACACAAGUCUUCCGUAUCCAAACCCAUUGACGCAGUUCCAGGCUAAGAUACCUACCGA